This is a messenger RNA of Balaenoptera acutorostrata (minke whale), 3730 nucleotides long. RefSeq names its product RRN3 homolog, RNA polymerase I transcription factor (gene RRN3). Gene Ontology annotation, molecular function: RNA polymerase I general transcription initiation factor activity; RNA polymerase I core binding. Gene Ontology annotation, cellular component: nucleus. Lineage: Eukaryota; Metazoa; Chordata; Mammalia; Artiodactyla; Balaenopteridae. Gene Ontology annotation, biological process: transcription initiation at RNA polymerase I promoter. The transcript has 18 exons. The record is from RefSeq and is a predicted model, not a curated record. Bases 49 to 2004 code for a protein of 651 amino acids.
GAGCACGACUUCCGGCGUCAGGUGUAGUCGUCGCGUGUGUCUGGUCAGAUGGCGGCACCGUUGCUUCACACGCGGUUGCCCGGAGAUGCCGCCGCUGCGGCAGCUGCAGUCAAGACGCUGAGCGCGUCGAGGACCGGGCUUUCAGAUAUGCUUGCAUUAGAAAAUGAUUUCUUCAAUUCUCCCCCAAGAAAAACUGUUCGGUUUGGUGGAACUGUGACAGAAGUGUUGCUGAAGUACAGAAAGGGGGAAACAAAUGACUUUGAGUUGUUGAAGAACCAGCUGUCAGAUCCAGAGAUAAAGGAUGACCAGAUCAUUAACUGGCUACUGGAAUUCCGUUCCUCCAUCAUGUACUUGACAAAAGACUUUGAGCAGCUUAUUAAUAUUCUGUUGAGGUUGCAGUGGUUAAAUAGAAGUCAGACAGUGGUGGAGGAGUAUUUAGCUUUCCUUGGUAAUCUUGUAUCAGCACAGACUGUCUUCCUUAGACCAUGUCUCAGCAUGAUUGCUUCUCAUUUUGUACCUCCCCGAGUGGUCACUAAGGAAGGUGACAUAGAUGUUUCGGAUUCUGAUGACGAAGAUGAUAAUCUUCCUGCAAAUUUUGACACAUGUCACAGAGCCUUACAAAUAAUAGCAAGAUAUGUCCCAUCAACACCAUGGUUUCUUAUGCCGAUACUGGUGGAAAAAUUUCCGUUUUUUCGAAAAUCAGAGAGAACGUUGGAAUGUUAUGUUCAUAACUUACUAAGGAUUAGUGUGUAUUUUCCGACCUUGAGACAUGAAAUUCUGGAGCUCGUUAUUGAAAAGCUGCUCAAGUUGGACGUAAAUGCAUGCCGGCAAGAUAUUGAAGAUGCUGAGGAAACAGCAACUCAGACUAGUAGUGGAACAGAUGCCACAGAAGGGCUCUUUAAUAUGGACGAAGAUGAAGAAACUGACCAUGAAACAAAGGCUGAUCCGGGAAUGCUUGAUCAGAUGGUCCAUCCUGUAGCUGAACGCCUGGACAUCCUGCUGUCUUUACUUUUGUCCUACAUUAAGGAUGUCUGCUAUGUAGAUGGUAAGAUUGAUAACAGCAAAACAAAGGAUUUAUAUCGAGAUCUCAUAACCAUCUUUGACAAACUCCUGUUGCCCACGCAUGCCUCUUGCCAUGUGCAGUUUUUCAUGUUUUACCUCUGUAGCUUUAAAUUGGGAUUUGCAGAAGCAUUUUUGGAACAUCUGUGGAAAAAAUUGCAGGAUCCAAAUAAUCCUGCUAUCAUCAGGCAAGCUGCUGCAAAUUAUAUUGGAAGCUUUUUGGCAAGAGCUAAAUUUGUUCCUCUUAUUACUGUAAAAUCAUGCCUAGAUCUUUUGGUUAAGUGGCUGCACGUAUACCUUAAUAACCAGGAUUCAGGAACAAAGGCAUUUUGUGACGUUGCUCUCCACGGACCAUUUUAUUCAGCCUGCCAAGCUGUGUUCUACACUUUUGUUUUUAGACACAGGCAGCUUUUAAGUGGAAACCUGAAGGAAGGUUUGAGGUACCUUCAAAGUCUAAAUUUUGAACGGAUAGUGAUGAGUCAGCUAAAUCCUCUGAAGAUUUGCCUGCCCUCGGUAGUUAACUUUUUUGCUGCAAUCACAAACAAAUACCAGCUUGUCUUCUGCUACACCCUCAUUGAGAGGAACAACCGCCAGAUGCUGCCAGUUAUCAGAAACACUGCUGGGGGGGACUCAGUGCAAACCUGCACGAACCCACUUGACACUUUCUUCCCCUUCGAUCCUUGUGUACUGAAGAGGUCAAAGAAAUUCAUUGAUCCUCUUUAUCAGGUGUGGGAAGACAUGAGUGCAGAAGAGCUUCAGGAGUUUAAGAAACCCAUUAAAAAGGAGGUGGUGGAAGAUGAAGAAGAUGAUUUUUUGAAAGGUGAAGUUGGGAUUACACCGAGCUCCUUUGAUGCGCAUUUCCGCAGUCCUUCAAGCAGUGUGGGCUCCCCACCUGUCUUAUACCUGCCAGAUCAGUCCCCCAUGAUCACAAGGAUUUGUGAUUGAGACUGACAUUCCUCCCGUUGUGCCCUUCACUACCAAGGUUCAUACUGUUUGAGCAUCGUGUUGAACUAGAGCGAGUACAUGCUUCAGGCAUCUCACUUUCAAGUUAGACUUACUCUAAUGUCUGAACAGACAUGGUUGGGUUAUUUGUUUUGUUUUUGUUUUUUCUGUUUUGCUCCUGUACAGACAAAAGGAAAAGACAGAAUAUCAUGUGCAAUAUUUUAUGGUGGAGUUGAUGAUAAGUGUUGAAAGCUUGGCUCGUUUGUUUAAUGUAUACAUUUUUUUGUUACAGCUUUUUGACAUAAUUAUUGUGAAAUUUCUAAUAUCACCAACAGCCUAUUUUAACAGAUUGCAUUUUUAACGAGGUUUUUGUCAGAGCCAUACUUACAGGACUUUGUUGAUAUGAUAUCUUUUCACUGAAAAAUUCUCAAGGACACUCUUUGAAGUCUUCAGAAUGAGUUUCUUUUGGAUACGCUGUUUCCCCUCUGCUGUAACUGUAUUUGUGUUCUGGGGUUUCAGUGGGGUGCAGAGAGGAUAGCAGGAAAGUGUGGGGAGGUGGCCAGGGCUGGUCCUGGAUGCUGCAAGUUGGAGCUGGCACUGAAGGAGAUCUCCAGGGACUUCAGAAACCAAUAAAAGCCUAGAGGGACGAGAGAGGAUUUCGAGAAACAGAAUCAGACACAUCAUACAUUUGUGAGUGUAAAAAUGGGUUUAAAAGAAAAAAGGAGUUCCGGGUAAAUGUAAUUCACAUUGACUGAAGUGGGGUUGGACUUCUAUAAAACACAGCUCACAGUGUUGUACCCUGACACUCCCAGAAGUGCUGUCAGAACUGGAACUACUUGUAGUGGAAUGUAAUAUUGGUCAUUGAGAAUUUCUUUGUCCAAAAGUAGGGGAAGAGAGGGGAUUUUAGGUUAUUGGUGGAAUGGUUUUGCUAGCAACAAUAGGUCAGGGUUACAGCUACACUCCCUGUCUACUGGCUGUUCGUACCAUGGAUUCCAGCUCAGUGAAAUCCUCCUCUGGCGAGGCUCUUUUUGUAUUUUUAUAACUAAACACUGAGAGAGAGGAGUCUAAACAACCUCGCUGUAUAAUAAAUUUGUGCAAGCGCUGCUAGUCAUUUUGAAGCUCCUGCAUAUUUUAGCUUCAUUCCUUAUUUGUGUACUUGUUAUUUGUGAAAAUGGACACUUUUAAAUAUAUUUAUUUUUCUGUCACUUUCCUAUUCUUUAUUUAAAGGCAAGUGAUAUUUUCUUGAUCACAGAUAUUUUGUAAUGAAAUAAUUUCUCUUUCCUAGGGCUUUGUAUGCUCUCAUAUAUUUACAUUGAUGGCAAUGUAGAGUUUGAAUUUCAGUCUGAAAAUAUGUUUUUAGAAAAUAGAAAUUUUUAUUGUUUUAAAAAGUUUUGGGUAUUGGUGAUUUUCUUUUGGUGACUUGGUGGAAAGUCGUUUGAGAGCCUUUAGGUUCUCUGUUUUUUUAACUGCUGACAAAAAGGUGGGAUUUUUGUAUAGUGGAUAAAAUGAGUAAUUGAAAAUGUGUCCAUAGAAAUUAACAGUAAGUGGGGUCUUUGUGAGUUGAGAAGUAGUUUUAAUGUAGAAGUAUUUCGACAAAUAAGUCUAAAAUUUCAAAGGAGUUUGAGAAAAAAAAAUACUGUGAAAAUAAAACAAUGACGUGGUUAAUCUGGAACUUUUGUUCUUAUGCCAAUAAAGGGAGGUACCCCAGUAAAGAAGCUUCUCAUGUAAA